AUGACCUCGAGAUCCCCAACAAAAGGAAAAACUGCAUUCGCCGCAGCAAAAGGCUCGUACUCACCCGAGAGCGGUUGGCUAUGCAACUGCCCUCUCCCCGCAAACUACCUCCAAGUCGGUAAAGAAGGCGCAAACAAACGCCGCUUUUUCUACACGUGCCAGAAAGGGCGGGAGGAGCAGUGUGGGUUUUUUUUGUGGGCGGAGCCGGAUGCGAGGGUUAGGGAGCAGCAGCAGAGUCCGUUGGUUGUGAAACGAGGACAGGGGAUAAGUACGGCUCGUGAGGUGCUUGAGGCUGGGGCGACGUCGCCGGUGAAGUUACGGGGUGAUGGUCCGGCGAGAGGGACGGCGCCGGCGCUUACGGUUGAUGAUGAGGAGGAUACUCUACCUUGGGGUCCAUCUGACACAGAAGACGUCGACGUACCACGAAGAAACCCAUUGCAGAUGCCGAAGCCUGGUACGGGUAGCAAGGUCGUCGCUGGCCUGCAGACUCCACGGAAAGAACGCAAGACGCUGUCUUCCCUGUCACCUUCGAAACGAAAAGCACUAGAACGGCUGAGUGUGAGCGAUACGAAUACCACAGAUGAGGACAGCGAUUUGGAUAUGCCUAAAGUCAAGAACGAGGGUCUAGCUGGAGCCGCGGCUGCUACAACACCUAGCAGACGGAUCGCUGAUCAUAAUGGAGGAGCUCGAACACCGCCUGAAUCAAAACACCACCGAACGCCCAUGACAUCACGGUUCCAAGCACUCCCUCCGCCACCAGCGACCCCACCCCUCUUCCUCUCCGCAACCCAGAAAUCACAUACGGAUGAACUCACCCAACUCCUCUCUCAACUUCGUACACGAGUACCAGACCUUGCUAGUUCGCUCACUGCAGCCGUAGAGCGACAACGGCGGUUAGCGGAGGGUGCGGUGCGGGGGCGUGAUGCGGCGAGGAAGGCGUUGGGGGAGGAGAGAGAGAAGAGGGAGGGGGCGGAGAAGAGGGUUAUGGACUUGGAGGCGAGGAAUGCGACGAUGGAGGGGAUGAUUAGGGGGUAUAAGGACGAGAUUGGGGUGUUGAGGACGAGGAUGGGUCCGAAUACUAGGAGGGUUUGA
Messenger RNA from Saitoella complicata NRRL Y-17804, 1092 nucleotides. RefSeq lists its product as uncharacterized. The transcript has a single exon. Gene Ontology annotation, molecular function: zinc ion binding. The record is from RefSeq and is a predicted model, not a curated record. Bases 1 to 1092 code for a protein of 363 amino acids. NCBI's taxonomy places the organism in Eukaryota, Fungi, Ascomycota, Saitoellomycetes, Saitoellales, Saitoellaceae.